ACAUGCAGAGCCUAGAAUCCAGCGACGACGUAUAAUAUAGUAAUUGGAAAACGAGAGGUAGAACCAUGUCCGGUAAUAAGAUCUCGACUCUUCAAGCUCUUGUCUUCUUCUUGUACCGGUUUUUCAUUCUCCGUCGUUGGUGUCAUCAUAACCCUAAACAAAAACUCCAAAAAUGCCCUUCUCACGGCCUCCACCAAGCUCAAGACCUAUCGAAUCACACUUUGAUAUUCAACGUCGAAGGAGCUCUACUCAAAUCAAACUCUUUAUUCCCUUACUUCAUGGUUGUAGCUUUCGAAGCCGGAGGGGUAAUAAGGUCACUUUUCCUCUUCGUUCUGUAUCCAUUUAUAAGCUUAAUGAGCUACGAAAUGGGCUUGAAGACGAUGGUUAUGUUGAGCUUCUUCGGAGUUAGAAAGGAAAGUUUUCGAGCCGGGAAAGCAGUUUUGCCUAAGUAUUUUCUAGAAGAUGUUGGGCUCGAGAUGUUUCAGGUUUUGAAAAGAGGAGGCAAGAGAGUUGGUGUGAGUGAUUUACCACAAGUUAUGAUUGAUGUGUUCUUGAGAGAUUAUUUGGAGAUUGAAGUUGUGGUCGGCAGAGACAUGAAAAUGGUCGGGGGAUACUACUUAGGCAUCAUGGAGGAUAAGAAGAAACGUGAGUUUGCUUUUGAUAAAGUGGUUCAAGAAGAAAGGCUUAGCAGUGGUCGUCUUAUUGGCAUCACUUCCUUCAACUCGCCAAGUCACAGAUCUCUAUUCUCUCAAAUUUGCCAGGAGAUUUACUUCGUCAGAAAUUCAGACAAGAAAAGUUGGCGAACCCUACCACGAGAUCAAUACCCUAAACCAAUGAUUUUCCACGAUGGUCGUUUAGCCAUCAAGCCAACACCUUUAAACACACUCGUAUUAUUCAUGUGGGCCCCAUUCGCCGCAGCCUUAGCCGCUGCAAGACUCGUCUUCGGCCUAAACCUACCUUACUCCCUAGCCAAUCCUUUCCUCGCCUUUUCCGGUAUCCACCUUACUCUCACCGUUAAAGACCUAGUUUCUUCCGAUCGGAAAAAAGGCUGUCUCUUUGUGUGCAACCAUAGAACGUUACUAGACCCACUUUACAUUUCAUACGCUCUAAGAAAGAAAAACAUCAAAGCCGUUACGUAUAGUCUAAGCAGAUUAUCUGAGCUUCUAGCUCCGAUCAAGACCGUUAGAUUGACUCGUGAUCGAGUCAAAGAUGGUCAAGCCAUGGAGAGAUUGUUGAGCCAAGGAGAUCUCGUGGUUUGUCCGGAAGGGACUACGUGUAGAGAGCCUUACUUGCUUCGGUUUAGUCCACUUUUCUCCGAGGUCAGUGACGUCAUCGUACCGGUUGCUAUUGACUCACACGUGACUUUUUUCUAUGGCACGACGGCUAGUGGUCUUAAGGCCUUUGAUCCCAUUUUCUUCCUUUUGAAUCCUUUUCCUUCCUACACCGUCCAAUUGCUUGACCCUGUCUCUGGAAUUACAUCGUCCACGUGUCCAGAUCCUGAUAAUAGAAAAGCGAAGUUCGAUGUGGCUAAUCACGUGCAGCAUGAGAUCGGGAAUGCGUUGGGGUUCGAGUGCACCAACCUCACGAGAAGAGAUAAGUACUUGAUCUUGGCCGGUAAUAACGGAGUUGUCAAGAAAAAAUAAUGAUUUUGAAAUUUUUAGUUUGUUUUCUUAAUUAGGGCCUUUUUGUGUGACGUACCAAUAUGCUUUAUCUCUUAUAAGAAAAUUUUCUAUGAUGU
Arabidopsis arenosa is the source of this 1738-nucleotide messenger RNA. The record is from the annotation of a GenBank genome assembly. Lineage: Eukaryota; Viridiplantae; Streptophyta; Magnoliopsida; Brassicales; Brassicaceae.